This is a messenger RNA of Vicia villosa (hairy vetch), 1313 nucleotides long. RefSeq lists its product as uncharacterized. The record is from RefSeq and is a predicted model, not a curated record. The coding region runs from base 483 to 962 and encodes 159 amino acids. The transcript is spliced from 2 exons. Lineage: Eukaryota; Viridiplantae; Streptophyta; Magnoliopsida; Fabales; Fabaceae.
CCUCCUUAAAUCCUCAAUCAUUGAACCUCUUUCUCUCACUAAAUAUUUUCUCCCCCUCUUUCUCUCUCUCUCUACAAUUCUAUAUUCCCCACUACAAUUAUUUUUUGGUAUAUAGUUGAGUGCACAUUUGUGGUGGAGAAACAAAAAAACAAUCUCUUUGUUUCUUGUUACAAAGUUUCUGUUUCUUCAAACCUAUCUUUCCUUUCAUACAAACAAAAAAUACCAAACUUUGUGUUGUUAUUGAAAAGAGAUUCAACAAAGCUAUAAAGGGUCUUUUUCUUAGAGGCUAAAGUUUUGUUUUUUUGAAAUGGUUUUCAUGUCUGAGAUUUUGUGCAUAAAAGAAGAAAAGAUUGAAGAAGAAGGUGAGUGGGAGAAAGAACGAUAAGAAAGAGAAGUUUACAUAACCCAAUAAGCAGAAGUAGAGAAAGAUUAUUAUUCCAAAUUUGGUUUUGUUUUCAUCUGCUUCUGCUGGUUGGUUGAAAAUGUCUGCGACAAUGAUAAGUGAUCCAAUGAUGAUAACAGCUUCAGCACCAGAAACUCAAUCAGCAGCUAGUAGCAAUCUAGUUGUUGCACAGAAUGAAGUUGAAUUUGCAAUAUGUGAAUGCUGUGGCCUAACGGAAGAGUGCACGCCAGCAUACAUAGAACGAAUCAGAGAAAGAUAUCAAGGAAAAUGGGUUUGUGGAUUGUGCGGUGAAGCUGUUAAAGAUGAAAUUGUGAGGUCAGAGAGGCUUGUAAGCACAGAAGAAGCAAUGGCAACACAUAUGAACUUUUGCAAGAAAUUCAAUACUUCAGGUCCUCCUCCAAAUCCUGCCGUUCAUUUGAUUUCAGCUAUGAGACAGAUUCUUAGGAGGAGUUUGGUUAGGUCCACACCAAAUAGUCCGGUUAAUAAGAGUAGUCGAGAAAUUCAUGUCUCUGGACUCGCUAGGUCGGAAAGCUGCUUCUCUACUCUAUCCGGUUCCUAAAGGACUCGCACAGAGACAGACACUGAAUAUAGACAUUGACACAGACAUGUUUGAUACUGGUAAAUAAUUGAGAAAAUCGAACGUUGAAUGUAAAUCAUAUGUGUCAGUAUCGUGUCAGUGUCAUGUCAAGGUUGAAGACAGGACAUGUUUUCAAUCAGAAGUGUCUCUGCUACAUAGUUGAAAAUAGAAGAAAAUGCAACAAAGGGAAAAGUUGAAAAGAAAUAAAAACAGAAAUCUUUAGAUUCAAGUUAGAGUCUCUUCAUUGUAGUUAUGCAUUACAUUUACAUAACUUUCAAGCUGUUGUUAGAAGUUUGAUUUGAACACAAUUUGCUCAAUUUUUUUGCUUCUCUA